AUGCCGAACCCAAGUCGAUAUUCAGAUCCAGAUCCAGAUCUCAGCCUCAUACCGCCCCAUCGAGCCCUCACCAUCCUGACCAGCGUCUUCCAAUCACUCGCCUUUUGCACCGGCUUCGUCAAUCUCGCAGAACCCGACAAAGAUGCCAUAAUCCUCGGCAUACUGCUAGAGUCCGAUCCACCAAGGCCCGUCGAACUGGCAUAUAUCAAAGUCCGCGGCGUUUACAAUCUAGCUACCGGUCUUGCCGGCCUGGGCAUCUUGCGCUACCUGCAAUUCUCAUAUGUCGCCACUUCCUCUCCUGCAGCAGCUACGGCGGUGAGGAAGGUCAUCGGCAUCACCAUGUUGGCCGGCACCAUUGUCAGACUGGGAGACUCGUGGGUCCUGUCCGAGUUCUCGCACGGGCCCGGUUUGUCAAGAAGUGCCGCGGACUUCGCGGGGUCCAAGAGUACGGAUCAUGCAAUCAUGGCUAUUCCAUAUGCUGUCCUGGCGACGGCCUGGUUGCUCACUUAG
Molecule: messenger RNA, 510 nt
Organism: Exophiala xenobiotica
Lineage: Eukaryota; Fungi; Ascomycota; Eurotiomycetes; Chaetothyriales; Herpotrichiellaceae
Exons: 2
Coding region: 1-510 (169 amino acids)
Source: RefSeq, a predicted model, not a curated record